Messenger RNA from Uncinocarpus reesii 1704, 795 nucleotides. RefSeq lists its product as uncharacterized. The coding region runs from base 1 to 795 and encodes 264 amino acids. The record is from RefSeq and is a predicted model, not a curated record. NCBI's taxonomy places the organism in Eukaryota, Fungi, Ascomycota, Eurotiomycetes, Onygenales, Onygenaceae. The transcript has a single exon.
AUGCCAUCCACCAACUCGAAGCCGCUAACCUCCGCCCCCGCCGCUCCACUAGACAGCCUAUACUGCAUCAAAACCCUCACAGACCCCCGUUCCGACCCAGCGCAGCCUCCACCCCUGGAGUUCACCUCUCAAACCGACAUCGCCCUCGCCUACCUCUCCACCACUACCAAGCUCGAAGACCUGCAUACCUCCCUCCUUCACUCCCUCUCCGCCUCCGGCUGGACAGAGCGCGUUCGCAAUCUCGCAUUCGAACUCCUGCGCUCCGGACGCUGCACCCGCUUCGAAGAUGUCGUCGACAAUGUCGUCCGGCUCGCAACAACGGCAAAGCCCAGUGACCAGACACCUCCAACAGUACUCGGGAAAAGAAAACGCGAGGGCAAGGAGCUGAACGGGACCGCCGCGACCAACGGCGUGCGAGAACCGGCCGUCAAGAAGGAACAUACCAGCGAUGCCGAGGAGCAAGGAGAAGACCGCGAUAAAGAAUCCACUCACAAAGAGACCAACGGCACCGCCGCCGCCGCCGCAAAGCCGAAUGGGAAACAUGCAUCCACUUCAGGACCUACCGAAGGUGACAACACUGACGGCGACGACUCUAUCCUCCUCGCCGAGUUCGACGUGCGUAUACCUCCCCAUGUUGUCGGCAAAGGCGUGAAAAUCCUCAACGAGGCUCUCGGCGACAUUUGCAUCAAACCAACCGAGGACGAGGACCAAGACGGCGAAGCUGAGCCGGACGACCAAGACGAUGACGAUGCCUCUGAUCUUCCACUGAAAGUGAAAAGCGCCAAGAUGCGGUAG